UCAAUAUUGUGGUUGAAGUUUUCUCAGUGUUAAUAUUUUAAAAGUAUUAUAAAUAUUGGCACAUAUAAAUGUUUUACACACCGAAAAAUGGCGGGUAGAUUUGUAGUAAUCUGAGAGUCGUGAUGAAAUUUGUGGAAAAUUUAACAAUUGCCCCGGGUCUCCUCUGCUUUUAACUAACCAUACGCACAGUGAUUAAUGACCACAGGUCCUCAGUUCAUAGUUUUCUUCUUUUAUUUCAUGAUAUAUUGGGGUGAUUUACCAAAUGUCAGAACAUUUUCCUAACACGUCUUUAAUCUAUUUCUUCACUCUCAAUACGAGCCGGCCUAGCACUGACCUGACCCAGGCCACCUGGCCCGGAUGUCAUUGUAUCCUGAGACGGGUCAGGUCCUAAGGGUCCGGGCUUUGUUUCUGUGUGUGCAGUGAAGCAGGAUUCACCCUCUUCUAGUCUUUCUCCUCUUUCCUGCUUCCUCUCUCUGGAGACAAAGACCCUGACAGAGGCUUGCAUCUCUGGGGAAGGAGGAGAGAUGGAGAUUUGCCAUCAAAGCUUGUCCAUUCUUGCCAUCCCAUGAUGCAGUGGCUGAAGAGCAUGACAUAUUUCUUUGAUACCCUGGGACCUGCCUGUUGAAAUAUAAUGAUCCAUCUGACAUACUGCUGUAAUCAAUUAAAACACCCAAAACAUGUGGUUGCAUCUGAUUUAAUGUCUUUAUGUUAUAACAUUCAAUUCCAUUGAGUGACAACCGAUUCUUCAAACACUCUCACACUGUCUCACCAGUGUCUGUGGUCUUUAACUCAUUCUGGAGGAAACAGCAUUUCAUUUUUGAAUUUACAAUGCGAACAUUGGCGUCUAUGUGUGUAUUCAGUGGUGUGUGUAUUUUGACAGCGAUUAAGGUUGCGAUCUCACUUGGCCCCUAUAAGGAAGCUCUUACUGUGCGAGAGUUGUGCUUGUUUGGGAGGUUAGUUUGUUUUUGAACGAGCGCCCUCAGCCAAACCAGCUCCUGAAUAGUCGUAAAUCUCUCCUUUUUUUCCCUCUCUCUUUGCCUCCUUAGGUUUUCCAUGCAAACGCAGACCCCUCAGAGGUGGUCCUGAACCGGAUCCCCCAGCCUGUCUUAGCUCGGUUUGUCCGGAUAAGACCUCAGACAUGGAAGAAUGGAAUCGCAUUGCGCUUCGAACUUUACGGCUGUCAAAUCACGGACGCUCCAUGCUCUGAGAUGCAGGGAAUGCUAUCUGGCCUCCUGCCAGACUCGCAGAUCUCGGCCUCCUCCAUGAGGGACAUCCACGGGGCCACAGGUGCGGCCCGGCUAGUGGCCAGCCGCUCAGGGUGGUUCCCCAGUCCAGCGCAGCCUGUGGCUGGUGAAGAAUGGCUGCAGGUGGACCUGGGAGUCCCCAAAACUGUACGGGGUAUCAUCACGCAAGGGGCCCGUGGGGUGGACGGCAGUAGCAGCACGGAGAACCGGGCCUUUGUGCGGAAGUAUAAACUUUCCCAUAGUUUGAAUGGAAAAGACUGGAGCUACAUCAUCGAUUCCAAGACCAAUCUCCCAAAGAUUUUUGAGGGUAACAUGCAUUACGACGCUCCAGAGAUCCGUCGCUUUGACGAGAUUGUGGCCCAGUUUAUCCGAGUGUAUCCCGAGCGGUGGUCUCCCGCCGGCAUCGGAAUGAGACUGGAGAUACUGGGUUGUGACUUGCCAGAAUCUACCACCAUUCCUGACACUGCCACGCCUACCCUCCCUCCUCACGAGGAGACGAAUACUGCCCACAGGACACCAGCUCCCACCACUCUCUCGUCUCUGGGUGGUCUGUGUGACUUUGAGCAUAGUAUGUGUGGAUGGACCCACGACCCCAUGUCUGAUCUGAAGUGGUCUCUGUAUAGUUCCUCUAGUCCUAGCCUGGACCUGACAUUGGGAUCUGACAAUUUUGGAAAUUUCCUGUAUGUGGAGGCGAGUCCUAAGUCAGAGCCCCAGCGUGCGCGGCUAAUGAGUCCGUCCGUGGGACCCGAGCGCCGUCCCGUCUGUCUGCUCUUCUACUACCAGCUGCAGGGUGAAGGUCAGGACAGCCUCCGUGUGCUGCUUCGGGACGAUGACCAGGAGGAGACGCUGCUCUGGGCGCUGAAAGGAGAUCAGGGGCCCAUGUGGAGGGAAGGACGCACCAUCCUGCCUCAGUCUCCUAAAGAAUAUCAGGUUGUCAUCGAGGGCUUCUUCGAGCAUGGCAGUCGAGGGCACAUCUGGGUCGACAAUAUCCAUAUGAGCUCCAGCAUGGAGCUCGAGCAGUGUACACAACCCUUUGCUGCAUUCCCCCCUGAAAUGACUGGGGGAGCCUCACCUGGCUGGAGCGACCCCACUGUUGACACCACAGUGUCCCUGCAGCCCAUGCCCACCUACUGGUAUUACCUAAUAGCCGGAGGUGGUGCCAUUUUCCUCCUGGGCUGCGUCACGUUGGUCAUGGUGCUGUGCUGCCAUCGCUACCACCUGGCGACCAAGAAGAGUCAGCACUCUGUGUCUUACCAGAGCACGUUCACGGGACAGUACACAGGCAGCGGCCCCAGGGGUCUCUCCGGACCUGGGAUGGAGCCGAUGCUAACGAUUAGGUUAGAAAAGCAAGAACCCUGCUCCCAGUGUUGAGAUGACACCAAUGAACAACUUACUUCCGCUGUUUCAAGAGGACAUCUAGGUAGUGUCCUUUAAAGUCUAGGAUAAGGUAAAGAAGAUGUAGACAAGUGCAAGCACCAGAGUUGACGCGUUUUCUGUGACUCUUAUGUGGAGCUCCAGUGCAGUGAAGGAGAAGAUCUGCUGUGCCGAAUGCACAUCCUGCCAAAAUCCUGACUGGCAGGGACCCCUUUUCCCCUUCUGUCUCUCUCUCUCUAUCUCUCUCUCUGUGUGGACGGGAACCUUACUGUGAAAAGCUCUAAUCUCCUGUUCAUGACCAAUCCUAUUGUACAGUCAAGAGAACUCAGCAGCAUUGCCAAACUCUGAGGAGAGCCUGCAAACAGCGGCGGGAGGAAGGCAUUGGUGCAAAAAAGGAAAACCAGGAAACUUUUCCUUGCAUGUGAGCAGCAUCUCGUGCACAUAGGAAAGCUUUGAGGCUUGAGGAGUUUGACAAGAAGUUUAAAAGAGACAAAAGCAUGAACGUUGGACACUCUAGCACACAUGUUCUUGCUAGAGAAUCUGUCUCUUCACAGGAUGUGCGUGGAAGGGUUAGGUACCAUGGAAUGUACUGAAUUGUUAAAAUCUUGGUACCUCUGCAAAGUUAUGAGGUCUGGUCCUUUUAUUUUUCUUUAAGAGCUUGAGCAGAGCAAUGGAUUCGGUCCGUUCCAGUGAUCUGUUUGGUCUCCUUUGACUAUUGAAUGAAGCUUCUUAAAAGCAUUUUGAAGGCUUUUUUUUUUCUUUUUUUUCUGAGAGUUCAUUUUGAGUAUCUGUCAAUAUGUGUCUAUAUAUAAACUCUUCUUUUCUGAAAGUCACUGGGGCUUUGGCACUCACAGUAUGUCUGAAGUGAUACAGUAUGUUUUUUGCCUAUAUGCAAAGGUCACAUGACCCCGCCUUAGGUCGCUUCAUUGGCAUUGGGCUAGUUCAAGCCGAUCACUGUUCUUAUUUAUUAUUUAAUCCUUUCGUAUUCACACUCAGCCGAAGUGAACCGAAGUGCACAUGCAGCUUACUGAUGCGCUGACUUUAUUUUUAUAGCUAAUGCUAAAGCAGUGUGUAUUUGUGUGUUGUUUCCCCAGAGAUUUUGAUUAAACAUAGUCUUGUAAAAGAGCAGAAGCGGAGAGCUUUGUAAAUCUGCCAAAUGUCAGACGGUGCAAGAGCGCUUCGCUAGCUGAUUUUGCUUCAGGGAGCCAGUUGGCACAUUAGCAUGGUAGUUGGAGCCCAUUUCCAAGUCCACCUUCUAUAGUGUCACUCAGUACACCUGCUGAUGUCUUACUGAAUUACUAACCAACCUCUUAUCUGUAUUUUUUUGGGAAGCUUUCUGCAAAUCUAUCAGUCGAAUUAGCAGACAGUGAAAAAUAUAAACAGCAUUUUGUUUUAUUAGCAUUAUUUGCAUAUGACAAUCUUGUUGCAGAUGUGUGUUUAUUUAUCAUUUAACAUAUCAAAACAUAUUAUAUAUAUGCAGGAGAAAGUUUUAAAAUGCACUUCUAAAUCAUUUUCUCUGUAUCAUUUUGCGAGUAUUUGCUUAAUCUCUUUCGUGUGCCACUUGAAACGUAGCAGUAUACCUCUGAAAAGAAUACCAUGCUAUGGUCUGCGAUGUUUUGUCCAAGUACAUAGUGUUCAGUGUUCUCUUCUGUGCUAAACAAACACAAAAAAAUAGGUACCAUCAGAGCUCAGGGUGGAAAUUACCCCAACAAAACAUUUUCCUCUGUACACACAAAGAAUCUGAGGCUUCAUCCAUUACUAAAAGCAUCUGUCAGGCGGGCACGUCAAAUUUUGGCUUCAUCUGAAGCAACUGGGAUGAAAGGAGAAAGUAAAUCCUGAUAUCUUGUUAUGCCCUGUAUCUGGCAAUAGGUGAAAAUAAUCCCCCAUCACGGACGGGCUGGCUCUUUUUCACUCGUUUAUUUGUUCUUCGCGAAAGAAUGUGUGGGGAGAUGGAAGGCGAGAUCAAAGAAAACCCGGUUCUAAAUAUAGACCUCCUCUGCAAAAUCCAGGGUCUGAAGGGGUUUGUUUAAAACACAAAAGCACAUGAAAGAUCCUCAUAGACAGCAUGAGAGACCACCUGACCUGGCAGACCCAUUGUAGAGCAUUGUCUCCUCUUUACCGACAUAAUCCUCUAUAGAGUAAAGUGUAUUCUGGGGAGAUGGGACACAUGGCAGCUUUCAUACUAGACAUAAAUUCAGCUCAAUUUUGAGUCAUGUCUUCUCUGUUGCACUGCCAUAUUUUGCAAUGUCUUGCUUUUUAAAGGCAGAAUUUGUGAUAUGCAACACAUUUCUAUGAGUUUCUGUGCCCCCCAGUUGAAUGUAUAUUAACACCAGUGUCAGAUUUGCCUGUCUUGUCUUGUCUUGAGCAAUUAUAUCAUUUAACUUCUUGCUUUUGACAUUUGUUUUGAGCAAGGUGCAUUUUUCUGAAAAGUCCUGGUUGUUCAUAUGCCUGUAUGAUUAGUGUAUGAAUUUAUAUCAUGCUUUUAAACAGUCGUGAUCCUGUAUUUCUUUUUUUUUUUUUUUUUUUUUGUCUAUAUUAAUUAAUUUAAUUUCAUUCUCAGUUUUUCUCUUUACUAUUUAAUCUGAGUUGCUUAUAAAUGACUUCAGUUGAUCAUGAAAUGUUUUUAAAUCUACUGCGGCUGAGACUUCAUUUGAAUUUUCAUUAGGUAAUGGACCAGAUUACGUUUUAUUAAGCCCAUUGUAUGCAUUCUUGCUGGGAGGUUUUUUUUUUUGUUGUUGUUGUUUUUAUCUGUCUUUGCUGUGUCUCAAAAUAUAUUAAUGAGCAAAAGCCCUCAAAAGGGGCCCCAUAUGAUGCCAAGAGUCUGUCUCUGAUAGUACCUGCACAAAACAGCAUAUGCUUUCACCCCUCCUCAGAGACAGAGACCGGAAAAGGCAGUAGACGUGAAGUGUCUGUCUGGAGAAACUGAAUUUGAAUGUGCAAAAAAAUCCAGGUUGUAAGAUGUAUAUGUUUUGCAUAAAAAAGUGAAAUAUUCCAUCUAGAGAAUUUGAACUUGAUUUAAACAGUUUGUCUAUUGAGUUAUUUAAUCAUGUUUACUGAACAUGGCUUUUGGAUGUUCAUUAUGUCGACAUAAUGCUUAAUUUGCAUCAGUUAGAUACAAGUUCUGAUGGGUUUGUGGUUGUGUGCACUUUUUUGUCCCUUGCCAUCUAUAUAAGCUUUUUCGUUUCUCUUUACAACAGCAUUUCAGCCUGUUCAGAUACAUACAGUAUGGGGUAUAUUUUAGCUUGUUGAAUUUUGUGGUCUUGGAAAUGUUGUAUGGAAUGUUACAAUAAAAUGAUAUUUUUCUACAAACUGCA
Messenger RNA from Carassius auratus (goldfish), 5932 nucleotides. Its product is annotated as neuropilin-2-like. The coding region runs from base 1209 to 2615 and encodes 468 amino acids. The record is from RefSeq and is a predicted model, not a curated record. Gene Ontology annotation, cellular component: axon; plasma membrane; glutamatergic synapse. The transcript is spliced from 9 exons. Lineage: Eukaryota; Metazoa; Chordata; Actinopteri; Cypriniformes; Cyprinidae. Gene Ontology annotation, biological process: axon guidance. Gene Ontology annotation, molecular function: semaphorin receptor activity.